CUUGACAAUGCUUCGGGGGAAAGUCAACCGGAGGAUUAGAUCAAGUGGAUUUGACAAGUUACCCAGUCCACGAGGAUGAGUCGGUAAGACUGCGUUGUCCGAGGUGAUAACAUAAUGGAUAUCAACCGGGUUUAGGAGCAGCAGCGGAUUUUGGGAGAACCGCUAAUCAGACGUUGGACAUUGCAAUCACUGCAAUGACUGAGGCGUCAAAACCGCCGUCGGGGAGGAGAAUGAAGGCACGUGCCCCACCACCACCGUCAGCCCCUCAACCCGCUCCACGCAACAUCUUCAGAAAUACUGCACCUGAUGGGGGAGGGACGGAUGCCAAGGAGAACAUACUGAGGCCCACUGUGGAUGUACGGCUAACGCUACCACAGGGACAACAGGUUUCGGUAACUGAGGAUGGAAGUAAGGCACUGAUGGACCUGCUGGUUGAUCUGUGUAGUCGCUACCAUCUGAAUCCAUCACUACACACCCUGGAGCUUCUGUCGCCCGAGGGGCACAGUUUAGGGUUCAAACCCAACGCACUACUGGGCUCCCUCAACGUGGCCCGUGUCCUCAUCAAGGAAAAAGUCUCGGAGGAGAAAGUGGCGCGCAAGCCAGCUCCCAAACAGCCAGAGAAAACAGUGCGUUUGAUGGUGAACUACCACGGCAGCCAGAAGGCCGUGUUACGGGUCAACCCGCUGGUACCACUCCAGGCCCUCAUACCAGUCAUCUGUGACAAGUGUGAGUUGGACCCUGCACAUGUCCUGCUCCUGAAGGACAGCGCCAGUCGACACGAGUUACCGCUGGACAAAUCUCUGACGGACCUGGGGAUCAAGGAGCUCUACAUUCAUGACUACUAUCUAGUUCUUCAGCCUAAAAUGGCUUCUGCCCCUGCCCUUAACUACCCAGAAUCCAUUCAGUCCAGCACUACUAGUUUGGGAAGAAAAGGGAAGAAAGGCUUCCUUGGUGUCUUCCAGUUCAGCAGGAGGAAAUCCAAGAUAGAGACAACUGGAAACAUGGACGACAGUGAUGAUUAUAGAAUUCAAAAUAGAGGCACACAGUCCAGUGCUAUGUCCACAGUGUCAGGGGUCUCCAGCAUAGAGGACCGGCCCACUACCUUGGGCCAGUCUCAGUCGGUCACGACUCUUCCCAGGAUGUCUCCCAAGGCUGACAGUAAGAAGAAGAGGGCUCCAGCACCACCUGGCACCAUGACACCAGGCAUUGGACACGCCACCUACGAGAGCUAUCAGAUUGGCCUCGGUUCAGAAAGCCAGCAGAGGAAAAGAAAGGCUCCAGCUCCUCCUCCUACUCCAACUUCCAUUACCCAAGGCUCUGAUGACCCUUCAACCUCGGCUGCUCCCAGUCCCGUUAGCCACGCUACUGAAUUACCCACCCCAGCCUUACGCAGCAAGGCGGCACAGUCGACCAGGGUCUCUUCUUCUACUGUGGUAAUGCAAACCGUAAAAUCCGCCUCACGUGUUUACGAUACCACCCCAGCCAGUUCCCCAACUCCAAGCAGCAGCACCACCGACAGUCUGGCUGUGCAGGACUCCAGCUCUGAAUUCAGCCACAGUCUCGACGAGUCGGACAACGACGUCAACCAAGCAGGUUCCCAGUGCAGCUCCCUCACCAGUACCUCUGUGAGCGAGUCUGUGCCGGGUCAGCCCUCUGCAAAAAGCACGAGCAGCAGAAUGAAGAAAACGGUCAGCAGCAAGGCUGCCCAAAUAAAUCAAGAGCAGACUUCAGACAGCAGCUCCAGGUCGAAGACUGAGUCAGCCCUAAACCUGAAGCUGGACGAAGUUGAGAACAACAGACACAGCGCAAUGGGAAACACUGAUCGACCAGUGCCACCUAAACCCCGUCGUUCCCCAGCCCGGGAACUGUCACAGCAUGUCUUACCCCCUAAACUGUCUGCGUCACCCUCAUCCUCCCUUCACACUGAAAGCAGCCCUCCACAGAAUCCCAUGGAAGUGGAGGAAGCAGCUCCCCAGCCCUGGCUCCAUUCCAUGCCGAGCUCUGCAGCCAAAGGCCAGAAACCAGACGAAGAGUCUCUGUCCACCAGCAGUAGUGGCAUUAGCCUGCCUGACCAGGGUUAUGCUACCUCUGAAGGUAUGGCAGAAGGCACCUCGCCAGAUGGGAGUUUGUCUCUCGAUGGAAGUACCGGAGUUAGGAGAGGCAAGCUGCUGGGAUCGAUGCGAGACUGCUCCAGUGACAGCGAUGAAGGAUGUGCCAACUGGGGAUCAAGACACAGGCACAAUGACCUACGCGAACAGUCGAUCAGACACCAUGCAGUCUCAGUAAGAGAGACUCCCUAUAGGAUGUCCACUUGCAUUAAUGAGGUGGACACCUAUGUGCCAGUCACAGCGAUAGAUGAAGUACUGGAGGAAUAUGAACGUAAAGAACAACUGGACUCACAUUCCAGGACUGAGUCAUCUAGCAGCAAAGGCUUUCGUCCCAACUCCAGUAUGGAGCCACAGAACCGAAACAACAAUGCCUACACAGCUGCUGUUGGUAAUAAAAGGAGCAGUUCACAUAGUAAGAAGUCUCAAUCUGAGGAGAAAAAGUCUGGAGGGGAUAAAAACGAAAAAAAGGUACUAGAAACAAAAGUGAAAGAGAAGAUCAUUGCUUAUACCAGCGUUGUGAAAGAAGAUAAACAAACAUGGGCGGGGAAAUCUAACGUGGACAUACAGAAGAAAGGCAAGAGCAUCAAGAUCAACCCCAGUCCUGCAAAAAGUACUGCACAACAGACAAAACCUGACUUUUCACCAACAAAUCGAAGAGCAGUGUCUACAGAAAAAGUUGAAGAAAUUCAAAAGGUUUACCAAAAUAACUCUACUCCUUCUUCCACUACCAUUACACAGGGUAAAAUCACCCACAACGCCACAUCGCGAUUUGGUAUGAAAACAUUCACUGUGGUUCCUUCAAAACCUUCCUCCGUUAAACCUGCUGCUGCAGAGCAGCCAGCUCACACAUCAACCUCUGGUGCCAUUAAGAUUGAUGAUCAAGGAAAUAUGGUGACAGCAGGUAUCUCCCGUGAUAAAGCUGCUACGUCAUCACAGUCCGAGAAAGAAGAGACUCCUCUUCUUGGAAAAGCCAAAGCUUUUUGGAGCUCAAAUGAAAGACAGAGUGCUGUGACCAACAGCAAAGGUCUGACUGAUAAGGCCAAGGAGAGCACAACAGGCCCGAGAAGUGCCCCCACUGUAGUUGUGGAAACUACACAGAAGACCAGUAACACAGACAGCUUUAAGACAGCACAAAGUGUUUUUUCUAAAUCUGCAGAGAGAGUCCAGCCUAAAGAGGCUGUAAAAGACGCUAAAGAACCUGUGAAAACCGUCAAAGUUGUAAAGAAGGAGAGCGUAGAGGUGGAGACCAAGAUUUCCGCGUCCAAAAACGUUCAACAGCCAAAUAAUAAACCUGCCUUUUCCCCUCCAGUAGUCACAGACGCACAAAGAGACAUGAACUUCCUUAAACCGUCCAGGCGCACCUCAAGCCAGUAUGUGGCAACUGUCAUCACUAAAACUUCUUCAGGUAAACCUGGCUCCGUCUCUAAAUUACCUGAACAGCCCACUUCGUUGAAAACCGAGACCACUGGCUUCCAGAAAUCAGGUCACUCCGUAAAGGUGAAGUCACACCACUCUUCCUCACCAUCUUUGGCAGACAAUAGGGAGAAUGUCUCUACUUCUGCUUCCACUUCUCUUGGUUCUACGCUGUCUUUGCGCUAUCAGGAGCAUACGUCGGAGAGUCGGAGAGAUUUUGUGGAAGACAUACCCGAUGGGAAAAGAUUGGAAAAAUGUGUAGGAUCCACCAAAGAAAGUUCUGAAAUGUUGAAAACCGAAACAACCAAGAAUAAGCACAUUCAGUCUGCUGGAUCCAUCCAAAUGAAAGUAAAGGCCUUUAAUGAAGGAGGAGCAUAUCAAGAGAAUAUCAAGCACACUCGACCCAGAAGCCCGAGCCCACCAACAAGCAGUACUCUUAACUCUUUUAAAAAACCAAGCACAGCCCCAAAGACUCAAGUCCCGACAAGUAGCUCAAAGGACAUGACUAAGGCAGGCGAACAUCGAACCCCUGAUGCAAAGACGCUACCUUCUGUCAACGUUUCAAACACUGGUGUGAUCCCUGAGCCUCCAGCACUGACAGUGUUUGGGCCAGUUAAAAAGUUCAAACCAGUGAUCUCUAAAUCUGUCGACAAAGAGACGUCUCUGCACAGCAGCCUGAUGGAGGCAAUCCAGACUGGUGCAGGCAGGGAAAAACUCAAGAAGGUAUCCGUCCCCGGCAACCAGAAGAAAGUAUCUCAUGUUGAAGAGGAGAACGAGAGGUCUGCCCUACUGGCCGCCAUAAGAGCCCAGAGCAGUGGCAGCAAACUGAGGAAGACCAAAUCCGUGGCUGCCCGUGAGCUUGAGAUGUUCAGGAAAGUGAAUUCUGAGGAGGUGGAAAGUGCAGGCUCUUCACCCUCUCUUCCCCCUACCUCUAUACCUUGCACUUCUUCUCUCCUCACCCCACCACCACCACCACCACCUCCACCACCAUCCGCGGUGGGUCUUCCACCUCCUCCCCCUGUCUUGCCCCAGGGUAAGCCUAACUCUGUGGCACAACCGAACGCUAACACCCUCAUGGAGGCUGCCUUAGCCAGGGAGGCUAUGCUGGAGGCUAUUCGCUCUGGAUCUGCUGCUGAGAGGCUGAAAAAGAUCGGUCCACCCAAAAAGACGGUCCGAGUGAACGGGAGACUGGGAACCAUUGGAAGAUAAUCCACUGCACCUCAGCCUUGAGAUGGAAACCCCUUCAUCACCAUGACAUUUAUCAGAUUUAAUUCACUUUAGCAACUUAAGUUCUGUUUUGUUUUUUUUUUUUUUUGCUCUCCAGAAGAAGGAAAGAUUUCUUGAAGCUAUCUUGAUAGAUUUGAUUAUUUAAAAGGGGCUUCACGUCUCUUACUACCGAUCAUACACUUAAAUGAAUGCAGUUUUAAAGGAACAGCAAGGCAGGGAUGUUGAUAUUUUCUCGUAGCAGCCAAACACCUGCUCCAAGAUGUCAUAGGUGAAAGGUUUGCAGCCGCGUAGAAUAUCAGACCGCUCCGCUUCUAACCGUAACUUGCUUCUUAAAUACAUCUUGCCAUGUGUGCUUGAAUUCAGCACAUUUUAAGCAGAACGUUGUACAAAAUUGUGUGCCAAUGAAAGCAAAUUUAAAUGGCUUAUCAGACUUUCAGAUCAUUAUUUUUUUUAUUAUUAUCAUCUGCCUUUUCCACAAUAAGUUAUAAAUGCCUUAUACUGUUCAGUGUUAUGUGUAUGAUGAUUUUUUUUGCUUUGUAAAUUCUAUAUGGGAUGCAAUAACUUAGAUCUGAUGAUAUUUCCAGAUGUGGAAAAUAUUUUAUUUGAACAAAUGAUUAUUUAAAAUGUUCGUACACUUAAGAAAACAAUGGCUAGGUCCAUUGGCAAGGCUUUAGGUGUAUUAUUUUCUGGUCCAUAAUGCCAACCUCUGCAGCUCCUGGCUGUGAGGAGGACGAAAGUGAUGACUGGCUCGUGCCUCUUAAGCUCAAUAUGCUUCUGGUUUAGCUCCUAACCUUUAGUGUGCUGCUCUCAAAGAUCUAAAGACACUAUGCCCUGCUGAAGCAUACAUUUUAUAUAUAAUAUAUAUAGCAUGAAGCUAGGAUGAAUCUUACCUUUUUUUUGACAUUUCAACAUUUUUGAAGCACUGCUAUUGAAAUAUAUGUUUGGUGGAUACCACCAUGAGCAAAGAGAUUGAUUUUUUUUUUUUUUUUUUGAUCAGUAAGUCAUUAACAAUAUUAAUGGCUUCAUAAUGUAAAGUAGUAAUUGAUGGGAAAGUAGUUGAAUAGGUUACGUAUCGCCUUAAUUCAAGCAUUAUUGAUUUCAGUCUGCUGGUGAAAGAUCACUGUGUGAAGCAGCUAUGAAGAAGAGAGUGGACACUGCCAUUAAAGGUAGCUAUAUAUAACAGCAGUUAUAGAAGAUGUGAGGCAUUCGACUUGGAUCAUUUCUAUAAAGAAGAAAGAUUUAGAGCAUUCAGGUAAAGAAGUUGGCUGCUGUGUAUUGUGAGAGUAAAGGGAGUUGAUUUAAUUGUUUUACAGAGAUUUAUUUCAUGUCCCGCUUCAGCAUUCUAAAAAAUAUAUUUUGCAAUUUCAUGUUUGACCUCAAAAAUUACAUCCACAAGAGUGUUUCUAUUUCAUUUUUCCUUCUAUAACUGGAAAUACUGGUUUCAAUUUUAUGUGAACACACUAAAGCCUACAGCACAGUGUAGCAGUGUAUAUUUUGUAAAAAAUCGUCUCGAUUGAGUUGAUUUAUUCCACCAAUAAUGUAAAAAUUUUAUAAGCUAUUGCUUUUUAAGUUUUAAGUGCACAUUGUUUCUGUUUUUAUUUUUGGGAAGGUUGCACAGUUCUUUUUGUUUACCUAAUUUUUUUGAUUCAAUAAAUGAUUUUUGUAAUCAAGCAAAA
This is a messenger RNA of Mugil cephalus (flathead mullet), 6424 nucleotides long. It is a transcript of the gene cobl, whose product is annotated as cordon-bleu WH2 repeat protein. Gene Ontology annotation, biological process: actin filament network formation; actin filament polymerization. The coding region runs from base 195 to 4730 and encodes 1511 amino acids. The transcript is spliced from 19 exons. Gene Ontology annotation, cellular component: ruffle; neuronal cell body; axonal growth cone. Gene Ontology annotation, molecular function: actin monomer binding. Lineage: Eukaryota; Metazoa; Chordata; Actinopteri; Mugiliformes; Mugilidae. The record is from RefSeq and is a predicted model, not a curated record.